Messenger RNA from Oncorhynchus nerka (sockeye salmon), 2827 nucleotides. RefSeq lists its product as uncharacterized. The record is from RefSeq and is a predicted model, not a curated record. The coding region runs from base 1 to 1002 and encodes 333 amino acids. NCBI's taxonomy places the organism in Eukaryota, Metazoa, Chordata, Actinopteri, Salmoniformes, Salmonidae. The transcript has 3 exons.
AUGUUAGCCAUGGAGAACAGCAAAUAUGUUGCUACUGCUCUCAAUAACAUUGCUGCCCUGAAUUUAUCAGGCACUAUCGACAAAGGUCAGUGGGAAAAAGUUGUGAUGGACUACUUUCUGGAGGACGAUCGUGCCAUGCUGACUCUCUCUGACUCUGAAAAUGAAUCAGACGAUGAGGAAAUCCCUGAUUUAGGUAAAAACAUUUUCAUUGAAGAAGACAUUGUGGAGUCUUCUGACGCAGUGAUGGGGAAGAAACGACGAUCAACAGUGUUGUUGUCAUGGAAGAAAGGUAAGUGCAGUCGGGCUGUCUUCCUUCAGGAAUCUGUGGAGAUUCCUGAAGCACUAAGCCCAGGACAGACCUGUGUUGCCAAUGCCAGAGGAACAACUAAGGUCUUCAGAUUUGCAAAUCUGUCAGAAGCUGUUAAAUCAGCCAAGCUGAAAAAGCACAAGCUCCACUACAGUCUGGACCUUCACUUCCUGAUCAUAGGCCACACCAAGUUUGCCCCCGACUGGAGAUUCGGCCUCAUCAAGCAGAGCUUCAGAAAGACCAUAGUGAACACUUUGUCUGAGAUUGCUGGUGUUGUGAAGGACAGCACUGUGACAGGGCUCAACAUCCCACAGCUGGUUGGACUGGAGGAUGGUACGGUGCUGGUGGAAAGCUAUGGCUGGCAACACCUGACUCCGUACUUCAGGGCACUGCCACAGAUCAAGCAAUACCAGCACUUCAGGCGGAUAACAUUUUCAUUGCAAUCUUCGAUGCUCUGGAGCCUGGUGUUGUUAUCGCCAAGGAGCGUUCGGACUGUCGGGACCAGGCUUCAGCUACUGCUCAAUGCUGACAUCCUUCCUCCCAUAGAUGAUCUGCCUGUACAAGAAACACCUGGACUGGACACAGCUAGAGAAACGUAUCUUUUUGAGAAGAUCAGGGAGUUUUGCGAUGAAGAGGCUGUGGACAUCACAUGCCCUGCACCAAAGUCAAGGGCAGGACAGAAACAGGCUCUCUGAAUAUAGAUUCCCUUGUUCAUGCGUGGUUCGGAUGAACCAGUCAUCAGCACUAUCUCUAGUGCCUCUAUUCACAUGACUCUCUUCUAACACACAGGCCAUACGUUGCUGCUACUAUUUUAUUUAUCUCGCUUCUCAGCCACUUUACCUCUGAUGUGUGCAUUUAACUACCUCGUCUAUCCCUGAUAUCAUUAUUGAUAUUGUUCUUGUACAUACUGUAUAUUAUUUUAUAUAUAUUGACACUAUAUGUUUCUGAUAUUGCUACUAUGCAAGUAACCAUUUCUCUGUACUGUUUACACCUUCUGUAGAGACCCAUCCACUUGGCAAUAUGUGGCUGGGGUUAUAGCAUUCCUUUCACAUGACCGAUCAGUUUAGACAAGUGUGUCUGGGUAAACGUCAUCUAAUAUUGAUAAAAUAUUUUAUCUGGACACUUUCCUGGAAUUUUUCCUUAUUGUAGGCUACUACUUUUAGUCUUCAUCCUUACGGCACUACUCACUGUUUAGCACAUGACAUCACGUGAACCCUUAAAGAGAUGGGUGGAGCUGGCUUAAGAGAGUGUGAGCAAUGCUGAAUGCGUCUAGACAAGGGAGAGUUCUCCAGUAGUAGUACCAAAACAUUCAAAGGCCAUUUUUUCAAAAUGUAGGUUAAAAGUUGAUCAACUUUCAAAGCAGAAUUACUUUCCCAUUGUCCUCAAAAAUGCAGUGCAUGAUAUACCAUUUUGUAGCUCGGUGUCAUCCAAUGUAAAAAACACCAUUUUAAAUUGUGCUAUAUAAGACCAAAUCAAGUGGUUGGUCACAUAUGACUAUACACUGAGUAUACAAACUAUUAAGAACACGUGCCCUUUUCCAUGACAUUACCAGGUAAAUAAGUGAAUCUGAAGGGGAGGAAACAGGUUAAAGAAGGAUGUUCAAGCCUUGAGACAAUUGAGACGUGGAUUGUAUGUGUGCCAUUCAGAGGGUGAAUGGGCAAGACUAAAAAAGUGCCUUUGAACGGGGUAUGGUAGUAGGUGCCAGGAAUUACAAUUUGGUUUGUGCCAAGAACUGAAACACUGCUGUGUUUUUCACGUGCAACAGUUUCCCGUGUGUAUCAAGAAUGGUCCACCACCCAAAGGACAUCCAGCUAACUUUACAACUGUGGGAAGCAUUGGAGUCAACAUGGACCAGCAUCUCUGUGGAAUGCUUUCGACAUCUGUAUUGAGGCCAUUCAUAGGGCAAACGGGGGGUGCAACUCAAUAUUAGGAAAUGUUCCUAAUGUUUGGUAUACUCAGUGUAUAUGGAAAGAGAAGGAUAAGUGAGAAGGAGUGAGAAGAGAUGGGUGGGAUGAGGAGAAAGAGAAUAAUAUUCCAUGGGCCAAGGGGGGCAGCCAGGCUCACUUGGAGUGGCGAUGUUUCAUAGUGAUUUUCUUGAAAGUCUAUUGGUGCUUUCAAGACAACUGGGAACUCUGGGGAAAAAAACGAGGUCAAAUCAUGACAUCAGUGAUUUUCAGGUCGGAGCUCUAGAAAGAUGCCAGAGUUUUCCACCUGAAAUUCAGAGUUGGAUGACCGUUCAAAACGAGUCCUGAGUUCCCAGUUGUCUUGAAUGCACUGAAGUUGAAAGUCAGAGUUUUCUAUGUUCCCAGUUGUUAUGAAUGAGGAAUUAGUCCCUAGAGUUGGAAAAUGUGUGUUAACAUUGCAGCAAUGUCAUAUUUCUCUGUUAUCACUUUUUCUUUCAUCCCUCCAACUUCUGGAGAGAGUUUGCUCCACUGAAAGUAAAGGGGCUGAAUAAUUUUGCACGCCCAAUUUCUCCGUUUUUGAUUUGUUAAAAAAGUUUGAAAUAUCCAAUAAAUGUCG